ACGUUACAUUUAUUCAAGGAUAGACUUCUAAUCUUUUGCUCGCGAUAACGAGCUUUUCUGCCGCGAUUUCGUCGAGCAGCGAGUAGCAGUGUGUCGUUGACCAUCGUGGCGACCGCUCCACCUCGAUAUCGGUGGUGCACGCACAAUCUUCUGUCCUUUCCUCGACUUCCGUCUUCUUCCUCUUCUUAUCCUCGUACGCUUCAUCCUGAUCCUCCUCGCUCCGAACUCGUCCGCGGAGAAAAUUCGCUCCAGUUCAUCAGACUUUCCUCCUAAGAACCUAACCCACCGAUGAUCGUCUCGCGCACGUUUGAUCAGAGAAGAUCGUAAUUGUGUUGAUAGUCCGGUGAGAUCGUGAACGAAAAAGAGAAAGUUCAAAGGUGCAACCAUGUACGCGAAGCUAUUACUAUUGAGGUCCGCCAAGGUUGGAUGUUUUCCAAGAAGAUUGGCUUCGUCCACCUCUAGGCUGAGGAUUCCCGAGCAAGCAGGUAAUAGACCGGACUUACGUAGAGAUAUGCAAUCGCCAGAAGGACCGCAAAAACCCACGAUGUUCAGCGAACGCAGCCAGCUGACUUACACGCGUCGUUUGGUGGUGAAAUUGGGCAGCGCUGUUAUCACGAGGGAGGACGAGCACGGACUGGCGCUGGGACGCUUAGCGUCUAUAGUGGAACAGGUAGCCGAGUGCCAAAACGGAGGUCGUGAAUGUAUUAUGGUAACUAGCGGAGCAGUUGCAUUCGGUAAACAGAAGCUCGCUCAGGAACUGUUGAUGUCCUUAUCGAUGAGAGAAACGCUCAGUCCCGGUGGCCACAUGAGAAAACGUUCAGGUACUCCUCUGGAACCCAGAGCGGCAGCAGCAGUGGGUCAAUCGGGUUUGAUGUCGCUAUACGACGCCAUGUUUGCCCAGUACGGUGUAAAGUUGGCCCAAGUGUUGGUCACCAAACCCGAUUUCUAUAACGAGGAAACUAGGAUGAAUCUCUUCAGCACCUUGAGCGAAUUGCUCAGCUUAAAUAUCGUGCCCAUAAUCAAUACGAAUGACGCCGUGUCGCCUCCACCGCAAGCGGACGAAGAGGUAGCCGGAGGCGGCGGAAGAAGAGGCAUCUCCAUAAAAGACAACGAUUCGUUGGCGGCCAUGUUGGCCGCAGAAAUUGAAGCGGACCUUUUAAUCCUGAUGAGCGACGUCGACGGGAUUUACAACCAACCACCGUGGCAGGACGGUGCCAAGAUGUUGCACACCUUCAGCUCUGACCUCAGGGACACCAUCAAAUUCGGACAAAAAUCGAAGGUUGGCACGGGUGGUAUGGACGCUAAGGUCAAUGCCGCGUUAUGGGCUCUCGAUCGUGGAGUCUCUGUUGUAAUUUGCAACGGCACUCAGGAGAAAGCCAUCAAGAACAUUUUGUCUGGAAGGAAGAUCGGCACGUUCUUCACGCAGACAUCGGAAUCGACCACGCCUGUGGAAGUCGUCGCUGAAAACGCUCGAGUGGGCAGUAGAACUCUUCAGGCUCUCCAACCGGAAGAACGCGCGAAGUGCAUUAACGUGUUGGCCGAUCUCCUGGAGACCCGUCAAAAGGAGAUCUUGCAGGAGAACGCAAAGGACCUCGAUGCCGCGGAAAAAACAGGUCUGGCGAAAGCACUUUUGUCUCGUCUUUCUUUGACUCCCGCGAAGCUGAAGUCUUUGAGCGCCGGCUUACGGCAGAUUGCCAACGAUUCUCUGACGAUCGUGGGUCGCGUGCUCCGGAGGACGCAGCUGGCAGAAGGUCUGGAACUGAGACAAAUUACCGUGCCCAUCGGCGUAUUGCUGGUGAUUUUCGAAUCGAGACCCGACAGUCUACCACAGGUUGCCGCGUUGGCAAUGUCCAGCGCGAACGGUCUUCUUCUGAAAGGUGGCAAAGAAGCUGCCAAUAGCAAUCGGUACUUGAUGGAACUGGUCAAAGAGGCGUUGAGCAGUGUCGGUGCCUCUAACGCGAUAUCUCUAAUCUCGACGAGGGAGGACGUCGGUGACCUGUUGUCGAUGGGAAAGCAUAUAGACCUUGUUAUUCCUCGGGGUAGCUCGGACCUCGUUCGAACCAUUCAAGAACAGUCAAAACACAUCCCGGUACUCGGACACGCCGAAGGAAUUUGUCACGUGUUCGUGGACAAAGACGCGGACCUGUCCAAAGCCUUGAAAAUAGUAAGGGAUUCGAAAUGCGAUUACCCUGCCGCUUGCAACGCUAUGGAGACUCUUCUUAUUCAUGAGAGCCACAUGAAAGGAAGCUUCUUCUCGGAUGUCUGCAACAUGCUGCAAAAGGAAGGAGUAAAAGUACAUUCUGGACCAAAACUGAGAGAGUUGUUAACGUUCGGACCACCGGCCGCGAAAAGCAUGAAGGUAGAAUACGGAGCACUCGAAUGUGCCAUCGAGGUCGUGUCGGAUCUCGACGAUGCGAUAAAUCAUAUUCACAAAUACGGUAGCGGACACACAGAUGUUAUUGUUACCGAGAAUAGUCAAAGAGCUACCCAUUUCCAGAGGGAGGUUGACAGUGCAUGCGUGUUCCAUAAUGCUAGUACACGAUUCUCUGACGGAUACAGAUUCGGUCUUGGCGCAGAGGUCGGCAUUUCAACGGCGAGGAUCCAUGCGCGCGGUCCAGUAGGAGUAGACGGUCUGUUGACCACAAAAUGGGUGUUGCAAGGCGAUGGUCACGCGGCCGCUGAUUUCUCAGAGGGUGGCGAUAGAGUUUGGCUGCAUCAACCCUUGCCGUUGAACGAAUCGGCAUGAAUCGAUGUUACAAAGGCGGGCAAUCUUAAAGAUACCGAAAACUCCGCCACAACACGAAAGGUUUUACACAGAGAGGAUCCAUCGGAGAGGAAUCACGUUGCUCUUCCGGAUUCGUUAAAAAAACGCUCGACAUCACGACGAGCGUGCACAUUAUUCCUUUCCAUACAAUCGCUCGUCGCUAAAAUCUUGAAAAUCAUAAAAAAUCGUACAAAAUAGAGACGUACGGUCUCGCGUGAAAAUAUGUCUUUCGUAAAAUCCCUCCUAUCCGAUAACAGAUUAUUAUUAAACGUCAGCGUUAAUGGUAUUUGUAAAUCGGAUUAAUUGCAACGAAGCUCGUUGGAAGCUCUUUAUUCGACAAUUGUAAUUAACUUUGUUACAUAAAUACCUAAUUCCUUGUAGAAUAAGUAUUAUUCGUAAGAAUUACUCGUGAUUAAAACGGAAUUCAUUCACUUUCGAAACCCUUUAACGGACCAAAGAAAUAUUCCAAUAUUGGAACAGAUGAAAAUAGUGUAAUUAAAUAACCGUGCAAUAUAUUAUCGAUCAAUUUAUACUUAAAAAAUUUGUACUUAGAAUUUUAUUACCCUUCCUGAAAUAAAAAAAGAAACAGAUGAAAUGUCAGAAUGUUAAUAUAAAUUUUGAAAAUUUAUCACGAUAGCUCGACCUCCUGGGUCCCGUGCUGUCUUCGUGCUUCUUUAUAUUUGAUAUGCAAAUGACAUUAGUGACCCCACGUGCAAAUUCAUAUUAUCUUUGAUUACAUGUGUCUUGAAAUAGGAUCGUGUUUUUUCUGUUGUGAGUGUAUAUCAUUUACGUCAGAAAGAAAGCGGAAAAUUUGAAUUUACCAGGCAAGUAAUGGAGCAAUGAAGAUAAUUACCAGAGAAGAGUUAGCAGUAAGCUAUUUAUGUCAUUGACGUUUCAGCGUCUAUUAGUAGUACGAUAUCUUCAUGCUUUGACUUUGUUAACAUUUCCUAUCUAUUUAUCAAUUUUUAAACUCGAUAUUGCCGUGUACAACUCAGUUUAUUCGAAUUUCAAAUUGUAAAUACGGAAAUGUACCAUUACUUCGCGAUAAAUAUUGUUUACACUUUUUCAGAGCGAAUAAUUGAUAAUAAAAAAAUACUAAAAAAUCACCAUAAUCAACAUGAAUCAUUUUCGAGACAUAGGUUUUCAUAUCUGGCAACUAAAACAUCAAUUAGAAAAUUAUGAUUCUUGUACUCCAUUGAUAGAACCUGAAGAGAUAAAAAUGUACGUAAGAUACGAUCAAUAACAACUAUUGUAGAAAUGAA
Molecule: messenger RNA, 4026 nt
Organism: Megachile rotundata (alfalfa leafcutting bee)
Lineage: Eukaryota; Metazoa; Arthropoda; Insecta; Hymenoptera; Megachilidae
Gene: P5CS
Product: Delta[1]-pyrroline-5-carboxylate synthase
Cellular component (GO): cytoplasm; mitochondrion
Molecular function (GO): ATP binding; glutamate 5-kinase activity; glutamate-5-semialdehyde dehydrogenase (NADP+) activity
Source: RefSeq, a predicted model, not a curated record